This is a messenger RNA of Oncorhynchus kisutch (coho salmon), 4297 nucleotides long. Its product is annotated as glutamate receptor 4. Gene Ontology annotation, molecular function: ligand-gated monoatomic ion channel activity; signaling receptor activity. Gene Ontology annotation, biological process: monoatomic ion transport. The record is from RefSeq and is a predicted model, not a curated record. NCBI's taxonomy places the organism in Eukaryota, Metazoa, Chordata, Actinopteri, Salmoniformes, Salmonidae. The coding region runs from base 388 to 3096 and encodes 902 amino acids. Gene Ontology annotation, cellular component: membrane. The transcript has 16 exons.
CAAUGGCCCUUCUACCAAAACUAGGUGAAUAGGACACUUCUACUCAACGAGUAACAGGGCGGCGUUGAGGGGAAUAUGUGCGGGAGGGGUGCGCACUGUUCAGUGCAAAGAGAACGACAGCAGAGAGGAAGACAGGGUCGAGAGAAAGCGCAUGUGUGAUUCCGCUCUCUCUCCAUGCAGGCAGCCCACUCCUGGCGAGCUCCCCCCAUCUUGUGUGUAUAACGUCUCUACCACCGGACAGCCGUACCAGCGUCCGCGGGCACUGCGGGGGAAAUUCAACCCAGAAUGGAGUGAUAAUGAACGGAGCCUCUCUUUUUCUUUUAGUCUUGUUUUUCCCCCGACUGUCAUCCUCCUCGAUGUCUCUUAUCAGUUUUUAACCAAAACAAAAUGUGGAUUUCUUGUGACCAAUUUUUAUUGAUAUUUUCUGGCUUUUGGGGACUCACAAUGGGUGCUUUCCCGAGCAGUGUUCAGAUCGGCGGCCUGUUCAUCAGAAACACGGAUCAGGAAUACACAGCGUUUCGCCUGGCCAUCUUCCUGCACAAUACUAGCCCCAACGCAUCCGAGGCCCCCUUCAACCUGGUGCCUCAUGUGGACAACAUCGAGACGGCCAACAGCUUUGCUGUCACCAAUGCCUUCUGCUCGCAGUACUCGCGGGGCGUAUUCGCCAUCUUUGGCCUGUACGACAAGCGCUCGGUGCACACGCUGACGUCGUUCUGCGGGGCGCUGCACAUCUCCCUCAUCACGCCCAGCUUCCCCACCGAGGGAGAGAGCCAGUUCACGCUGCAGCUUCGGCCCUCCAUCCGCGGAGCGCUGCUCUCGCUACUCGAUCACUACGACUGGAACAAGUUUGUCUUCCUCUACGAUACGGACCGGGGUUAUGCCAUACUGCAAGCCAUCAUGGAGAAGGCGGGCCAGAACAGCUGGCAGGUGAGCGCCAUCUGUGUGGAGAAAUUCAACGACGCGGCCUACCGGCGCCUCCUGGAGGACCUGGACCGACGGCAGGAGAAGAAAUUUGUCAUCGACCUGGAGGCCGAGAGGCUCACCAACAUGCUGGAGCAGAUUGUCAGCGUCGGAAAACAUGUCAAAGGCUACCAUUACAUCAUGGCUAACUUGGGGUUUAAGGACAUCAACCUAGAGCGCUUCAUGCACGGAGGGGCCAACGUGUCGGGCUUUCAGCUGGUGGAUUUCAGCAACCCCAUGGUCAUCAAGCUGAUGCAGCGCUGGAACAAGCUGGACCAGAGGGAGUACCCAGGCUCCGACAGCCCCCCGAAGUACACAUCGGCUCUGACGUACGACGGCGUGAUGGUGAUGGCAGAGGCCUUCAGGAACCUGCGUAGGCAGAAGGUUGACAUCUCUCGCCGGGGCAACGCUGGGGACUGUCUGGCUAACCCCGCCGCCCCCUGGAGUCAGGGCAUUGACAUGGAGCGCACCCUCAAACAGGUCUGGCUGCAGGGAUUAACAGGUAAUGUCCAGUUUGACCACUAUGGACGCAGGGUCAACUACACCAUGGACGUGUUUGAGCUGAAGAACAACGGACCCAGACGAAUGGGUUACUGGACGGAUUCAGACAAGCUGGUUCUGAUCCAGAAUGAAGCCCUCAAUCCCAACGAAAUCAUGGAGAACCGAACUGUCGUGGUCACCACUAUCAUGGAGGGUCCCUAUGUCAUGUUGAAGAAGAACUGGGAGCUGUACGAGGGCAACGACCAGUAUGAAGGCUACUGCGUGGACCUGGCCUCGGAGAUAGCCAAACACAUCGGCAUCAAGUAUAAGAUCGCUAUCGUUCCUGACGGAAAGUACGGCGCCCGGGACCCGGAGACCAAGAUUUGGAAUGGAAUGGUCGGGGAGCUGGUGUACGGGAAAGCGGAAAUCGCUGUGGCCCCAUUGACAAUCACGCUGGUCCGGGAGGAGGUGAUCGACUUUUCCAAGCCCUUCAUGUCACUGGGCAUCUCCAUCAUGAUCAAGAAGCCCCAGAAGUCCAAACCUGGGGUGUUCUCCUUCCUGGACCCGCUGGCCUACGAGAUCUGGAUGUGCAUUGUGUUUGCCUACAUCGGCGUGAGCGUGGUGCUCUUCCUGGUCAGCCGCUUCAGCCCGUAUGAGUGGCACACCGAGGAGCCCGAGGAGGGCACCGACGGUCCGCCCAGCGACCAGCCCCCCAACGAGUUUGGCAUCUUCAACUCCCUCUGGUUCUCCCUGGGCGCCUUCAUGCAGCAGGGCUGUGACAUCUCCCCCAGGUCUCUAUCUGGGCGUAUCGUGGGUGGUGUGUGGUGGUUCUUCACCCUCAUCAUCAUCUCCUCCUACACGGCCAACCUGGCUGCUUUCCUCACUGUAGAGAGGAUGGUGUCGCCCAUAGAGAGUGCUGAAGACCUGGCUAAACAGACAGACAUAGCCUACGGCACCCUAGACUCCGGCUCCACUAAAGAGUUUUUCAGGAGGUCAAAGAUCGCAGUCUACGAGAAGAUGUGGGGCUACAUGAAGUCGGCCGAGCCGACUGUGUUUACCAAGAACACCCAGGAGGGGGUUGUACGUGUGCGGAAGAGCAAAGGGAAGUACGCUUUCCUAUUGGAGUCAACCAUGAAUGAGUACACGGAACAGCGGAAGCCCUGCGACACCAUGAAGGUCGGCGGAAACCUGGACUCCAAAGGAUACGGAGUGGCCACCCCCAAGGGUUCACUGUUAAGAAGCGCAGUUAACCUGGCAGUGUUAAAACUGAAUGAACAAGGCCUGUUGGACAAAUUGAAAAACAAGUGGUGGUACGACAAGGGAGAGUGUGGCAGCGGCGGAGGUGGCGAGAAGGACAAGUCGUCUCAAGCCCUGUCGUUGAGCAACGUGGCGGGGGUCUUCUAUAUCCUCGUGGGGGGCCUGGGCCUGGCCAUGCUGGUGGCCCUCAUUGAGUUCUGCUACAAGUCCCGGAACGAGGCCAAGCGAAUGAAGCUGACCUUCACAGAGGCCAUGAGGAACAAGGCACGCCUGUCGAUCACAGGCAGCGUGGGGGAAAACGGACGUGUCCUGACGCCUGACUGUCCCAAAGCGGUCCACUCGGGCCCCUCACUCCGCCAGAGCUCCGGCCUGGCCUUGGUCUCCUCCGAGCUCCCGUGAAAACCAAAAACCUUCAAAGUGCCUUAAAAAACUACCUACCCACAACCACCAUAUACCACAAAGACACAGGACAAGCACCACCCUAACCGGACACCACUAUUGUCUGGGAAGAGAAGGACUAUCUAACGUUGUGGACAUUUUCUAAUGUAGCAGAGAUGGGGACUCUAGUGAAUUGGUGGUCAUUUUAGAAGGAUUUCUGUGGAAAAGUACAAUCUGGAUUUUCACUAUGGUCACGCUGGGGCUUAUUGUAAUCACGGUGGCGUUUCUCGGUGGAGAGGUGGAGAUUGCGUCUGACAUGUUCCACUCAAGACCCUGUACCAACUUACCAUACCUCGCACUGGCGAAGGAAGAGGAGGAGAAACGAGAGUCAAGUGAAAAUUAAAAGUAAAUGACCAGAAAACUGUAAACUUUAAACGUGUAACUGUGUAUCUCUGGGUUGCUGACUGUGAAUUGGCAAACAGAAUCACAAUCAAAAAGUGGACAAUAUUUAUUACCAGUUGAGAACAGUGUUUGAAAGACAACUGUCAGUCAACAAUUCACUAAAUAUAAAUCCCUGACAUCAUGAGGCGGAGUGUCCCCCGGUGUCACCAUGGAGAUAAACUAUAAUUAUUAACGAACUACAGUAACUCUAUUGACAAUUAAUAUAUGAUAAAUAAACUGUGAAGAUUUAGUAAAUAUGUAUAUUCUGUGAAGACAAAGCUAAAGAAAAAAUAUUUGCGGUACAUAGAGGAGACUGCAUAACAUGCUUGCUUUUUCAACAGAUGUAAAUAGCUGAUUCGGUAGUGGACAGAGGACUGUUCUCUUUUUGUAAACAUCUUUAAAGAAAUAAUUCAUCGCAAUAAUGGAUAAGACGUUUGAGGAGAGACAUUGAGACAGUGUUUUAUUUCUUCGAUGUUCAGUACACAGAGUACUGUGUUCAGAAGACAGAGUGCUGAACAUUCUUGCUCAAUGUUCCAUGGGUAUAGUAUCAACUCUGCCCAUCCAGAUACCUGUUCCCUACAUAUUAAUAUAUUCAGCGAUGAAUGUUAACUAGCCCCACCCAAUCCUCUAGCCCCACCCCAUCCUCUAGCCACACCUCCUCACUGUGCAGUCGUAGACCAGAAAGUGUCUCUCAUAGACCAAACUUUACAUUUAAGCCCUUUACUUGCGUUUCCGCUGUCAAAAUCGAACUAUAUAUCGUUCGAUCAUUUUUUUUUUGUAA